This is a messenger RNA of Fraxinus pennsylvanica, 1587 nucleotides long. NCBI's taxonomy places the organism in Eukaryota, Viridiplantae, Streptophyta, Magnoliopsida, Lamiales, Oleaceae. The record is from the annotation of a GenBank genome assembly.
AUGGUAGCCAUUCUGCGUGAAAAGUAUAUGCCUUUGACUGCAAUUCAUCAGACGCUUAAUAUUUCUUGGCCAUUGCACAAAAAUCUCUGCUCUAAACUCAACUUUUGCACCCAAAUAUCAAAUCCCAGUUUGCAGUUUUCAGAAUCUGAAAAGGGAGAAAGAGUAGAGGAAGAAGAAAAGAGCCUAAGCUGGAGGAUUGAGAAACUACCAAGAGGAGAACCAGUUUCAUCGGCGUUCCGGAGCUGGAUGGGCAAUGGCUUUCCCAUUCAUAAGGGCGACAUUUUUCACACUAUCAACCGUUUGCGCAAGCUCAAAUCCAACAGGCGAGCCCUCGAGGUGAUGGAAUGGGUGAUAAGGGAGAAGCCCUACAGGCCAAAGGAACUAGAUUACUCCUACUUAAUUGAGUUCACAACUAAGCUUCAUGGAGUCUCACAAGGUGAGAGCCUCUUCUCUCGUAUCCCAUCUGAGUUCCAAAACGAGUUGCUUUACAACAAUCUCGUACUUGCAUGCUUGGAAAAAGGCUUGAUAAGGCUUUCAUUGGCAUACAUGAAAAAAAUGAGAGAGUUUGGCCAUCCCAUAUCAUACUUGGUUUUCAACCGCCUGCUUAUACUUCAUUCGCACCCCAGUCGGAAGAAAGCUAUUAUGAAGAUUUUAACACAGAUGAAAGCUGAUAAAGUGGUUCCGCAUGUGUCUACUUAUAAUAUUCUGAUGAAGAUAGAAGCUAAUGAACACAAUAUUGAGGGUUUGGCAAAGGUACUUGGUGAUAUGAAGCGAGCAAUGGUUGAGCCGAACGAGAUAUCUUACUGCAUUUUGGCCACUGCGCAUGCUGUAGCUAGGUUGUACACUGUAUGCGAGUCCUAUGUUGAAGCUAUUGAGAAGUCUAUAUCAGGACACAACUGGUCAACAUUCGAUAUUCUGGUAAUAUUGUAUGGAUAUUUAGGGAAACAUAAGGAGCUGGCAAGAGCAUGGGGCACAAUUCAAGAGCUUCCGCAUGUUAGGUCGAAGAGUUUUGUGCUUGCAAUCGAAGCAUUUGGUAAGAUUGGAGAUCUGACUCGAGCUGAAGAGCUAUGGAUUAAAAUGAAAUCGGAGAAGGGGUUGAAAUCAACUGAACAGUAUAAUUCAAUGAUAUCUGUGUACUGCAGACAUGGCCUAAUUUCUAAAGCCACUGGAUUAUAUAAAGAAAUGGCGGGUAGUGGUUGCAAACCAAAUGCUAUAACAUUCCGACAUCUUGCUCUUGGAUGCAUGAAAGCAGGACUAAAAAAUGAAGCUAUUAAAACUCUGGAAUUAGGGAUGGAUUUCUCAACAAGCUUAAGUGUCAGACGGUCAACUCCAUGGCUAGAGACUACACUUUCAAUAGUCGAAAUUUUUGCAGACAACGGUGACGUAGAAAACGCUGAAAAAUUGUUUGAAGAAUUGAAGAAAGCAAAUUAUACAAGGUAUACUUUUGUCUACAAUGCAUUGUUUAAGGCAUAUGUUAAGGCCAAGGUUUAUGAACCAAAUCUUCUUAAAAGGAUGAUCCUUGGAGGGGCUAGGCCAGAUUCUGAGACCUAUAGCCUAAUGAAGCUCAUUGAGCAAUUUCGUUCAUGA